GAAUUCACUACUUUUCUCUAGAGCCAGACAUUACUUGAAUUAUAAUAAACAUGGUCCGACACAAAAAAGACAACUUCGCCAGAGGCGGAAAAAAGUCAGGACCACCCCGCCACCGACCCUCACCCCGCGCCGGCACUCAAGAUGAAAAUGAUACCACAGAGGGCGGCGCAACAAGACCGCCUUUCAAAGCUGCAUGCUGGGAUCUGGGACAUUGCGAUCCGAAAAGAUGCUCGGGGAAGAGAUUGAUGAAUUUUGGGUUGAUGAGAGAGCUUCAAAUUGGACACAAGCAUUCGGGAGUUGUGAUUUCACCGAAUGCGAAACGUGUGCUCUCCCCCGCAGAUAGAGAUCUACUCGAACAAUACGGCGCCGCUGUGGUGGAAUGUUCCUGGGUUCGUGUCAAGGAAGUCCCUUGGUCCCGUAUUGGAGGAAAGUGCGAGAGACUACUACCCUACCUCAUCGCCGCAAACUCGGUCAACUACGGUCGGCCCUGGCGCCUAAACUGCGUCGAAGCACUAGCGGCCUGUUUCUACAUCUGCGGCCACGAAGACUGGGCGGAGGAAGUAUUAAAACAUUUCUCGUACGGCGAAGCAUUUAUCAAUAUUAACUCACAACUUCUCAAACGAUAUGCGGCAUGUUCGAAUGAAGAGGAUAUUAAGCGGACAGAGGAAGAAUGGCUGAAUAAGAUUGAGCGGGAAUAUAAUGAAAGCCGUGCGGAGAGGGAAGCAGGUGGUGCGGAUGAUAUGUGGCAUAGGGGGAAUACGAAUCGAUUAGAGAUUCCUGAUUCGGACGAUAAUCAAGACGAGGACGAAGAUGGAGAGGGAGAAGAGGAAGAGGAAGAGGAAGAUAAAGACCCAUUCGCAAUUUCAGAUGACUCCGACGACGAAGAAGAAAUGGCUGAAAUUCGACGAAAAAUCCUUAAUUCAAAGAGUUUUCAGAAUCCGACAUCUGAAUCAUCAUCGCAAGAACCUCAACCUCAACCUGCGUCCUCGACAAAGACACCCUCCCAAUCACAAAAUAAGAAACAACUACCAAUAGACUCAGACUCAGAAUCCGGCUCCGCCGAAGUGAGCGACGACGAAGACGACGAAGCGUUCGAUAAUAUCAUCAACGCGACGCCUGUGACGGACCGGACGGGUAUUCUGGCGGCGAAAAAGCAGCGAAAAGUCAAUGAUUCUUUAACGGCAUCUUUUUCGCGAACAGUGAUAUCUGCGCCGAAGAAGUGGUGA
Talaromyces stipitatus ATCC 10500 is the source of this 1226-nucleotide messenger RNA. Its product is annotated as RLI and DUF367 domain protein. The transcript has 3 exons. The record is from RefSeq and is a predicted model, not a curated record. Lineage: Eukaryota; Fungi; Ascomycota; Eurotiomycetes; Eurotiales; Trichocomaceae. Gene Ontology annotation, biological process: maturation of SSU-rRNA. The coding region runs from base 51 to 1226 and encodes 391 amino acids. Gene Ontology annotation, molecular function: rRNA small subunit aminocarboxypropyltransferase activity.